AUAUGUUACAUAAAACAGAAGACUACUUAAUGCUAAGACGGAAUGAGGUCGGUCAGGGUGGAUGGGUAGCAACCUAAAAAAUACAUGUUCGAAUCUCGAAUUGAUCAUUUUUGCUAAUUGUGGUGCAGCGAUCAAGGGCACUGCGUCUCAUUGCUAGAGGUAUCACUACAGACCCCGGUUCGAUUCCAGGCUGUUCAGAACCGGUUGUGAUUGGCAGUCCCAUAGGGCGGCGCACAAUUGGCCCAGCGUCGUUAGGGUUUGGUGGGGUAGGCCGUCAUGAAUCCUCAUGUUGGGUCCAGUGCUGUGUAGAUUACCAGGAGGCAUCAAGACGCGCAUCCUCCGGCCAGUAGCCAGUGUUUUCACCAGCAGCUCCAGAAUGGCCAAGAGCAAGUUUGAGUACGUCCGUAACUUUGAGACAGACGACACCUGUCUGAAAAACUGUUACAUCGUGGUGCGUUUGGAUGGAAGGAACUUCCACAAGUUUGCAGAGCAGCACAACUUCAUGAAGCCCAACGACGACAGAGCUCUGGGCCUGAUGACGUGUAGCGCCAGGUCUGUCAUGGAGGACCUGGAUGACAUCAUCAUCUCGUACGGACAAAGUGACGAGUUCAGCUUCGUCUUCAAGAGGACCUCCAACUGGUUUAAGAGGAGAGCCAGUAAGCUGAUGACCCAUGUAGCGUCCCAGUUCUCCUCUUCCUAUGUGUUCUACUGGAAGGACUACUUCGGAGACCAGCCCCUCCUUUACCCCCCGGGGUUUGACGGACGGGUGGUUCUGUAUCCUAGCAACCGCAACCUCCGGGACUACCUCAGCUGGAGGCAGGCUGACUGUCACGUCAACAACCUGUAUAACACAGUGUUUUGGACGUUGGUGCAGAAAGGCGGACUCACCACUACACAGGCAGAGGACAGACUAAAGGGAACGUUGGCAGCAGAUAAGAAUGAGAUCAUGUUUUCUGAGUUUGAUAUCAAUUACAACAAGGAGCCUCUGGUCCACAGGAAAGGAACCACCCUCAUCUGGGAGAAGCUGGAAGAAACAGUGACCAAGAGUGUGAAGCUCCCCAACGAGGCGGGGGAGGAGGUGCUAGUGACACGCACCAGGAGGCGUGUCAGUGCCCACCACUGUGACGUCAUAGGGAACCAGUUCUGGGAGGAACACCCCAACAUUCUAGAAGACGACAACUGCUGAGCUGACGGGGAACAGAACUUUUCCUGUCGGAGAAAAACCAGCAGACACCAGCCCUUUGUGGAUAACGUUGAACAUGGACAGAGUCUAGGGGGAGUUCUUCGUACUCCCAAAUGCUCGUGCUGUGGGAUGGAGAGGGUUGAGAGCUCUCACUCUGCAUGGACAGAUACUGUUAAUAACCAACUCUUGAUUGGAACAGACUGUCUAUGGUGGCAGUAAAACAAGAGGUCUUUCAUAACUCCACACCAUCAUUCUCUUUUUUCAUGUACUGUAUACAAAUAUUUUACUGUGAUUAAAUAUGACCGCUCUUUUUAUGUCUGGAGCCAUUAAACCAAGAGAAUAUGUA
Messenger RNA from Oncorhynchus nerka (sockeye salmon), 1529 nucleotides. RefSeq names its product tRNA-histidine guanylyltransferase 1-like (gene thg1l). The record is from RefSeq and is a predicted model, not a curated record. Lineage: Eukaryota; Metazoa; Chordata; Actinopteri; Salmoniformes; Salmonidae. Gene Ontology annotation, biological process: tRNA modification. The transcript has 7 exons. The coding region runs from base 287 to 1186 and encodes 299 amino acids. Gene Ontology annotation, molecular function: tRNA guanylyltransferase activity; magnesium ion binding.